This is a messenger RNA of Diatraea saccharalis (sugarcane borer), 3777 nucleotides long. The record is from the annotation of a GenBank genome assembly. Lineage: Eukaryota; Metazoa; Arthropoda; Insecta; Lepidoptera; Crambidae.
AUGACGGCCCAACCAGAAGUCGGUGUGUCCGACUUUGUCCUGAUGGACAAUCUCACGACGGACAAGUUUAUAGAGAAUUUGCAUUUGAGGUUUCAACACAACAAAAUAUACACAUACAUUGGCGAAGUGCUAGUGUCGGUGAACCCGUACAAAACAUUGGACAUAUAUGGGCCACAGCACAUGGCUGAAUACCGCGGGAGGGAGAUGUUCGAGGUCCAACCGCACGUGUACGCCGUCGCUGAUGCUUGCCAGCGGGUGCUGAGACAGCAGGGUAGAGACACAUGCGUCCUUAUAUCAGGAGAGUCAGGUGCGGGCAAGACAGAGGCUUCUAAAUUUAUAAUGAAAUAUAUAGCGGCGAAUACGACACAAGUGCAAAGGGAAUAUAUUGACAGGGUGAAAAACGUUCUAAUACAAUCGAACUCUAUACUGGAGACGUUCGGAAACGCGAAGACCAACAGGAACGACAACUCGUCGCGUUUCGGCAAAUAUAUGGACAUCCACUUCGACUACAAGGGCGACCCCGUAGGUGGACACAUAAGCAAUUACCUUCUGGAGAAGAGCAGGGUCGUUGCUCUACAGCCAGGGGAGAGGAACUUCCACUCCUUCUAUCAGUUGCUGAGCACAAACAACGCGUACACGAAGAAGUACGCCCUGAGCUCGAGCGCGGUGUACAAGAUCCUGGGCAACGAGCGCGCCACCGCGCAGGACUCGAAGCUGUACUCCGUCACCAACAGCGCAUUCUCCGCGCUCGGGUUUCCGGCCAACGUCGUCGACGACAUAUGGAGUAUCGUCGCGGGCGUCAUACUACUGGGCGAGCUGACGUUCUCGGAGGGUGACGGAGAGGGGGAGGGGGAGGGCGAGUUGAGCGUGGGCGGGCCGCUGGCUGCGUGCGCGGGCGCGCUGGGCGUGGCGGGCGCGGCGCUGCGCGCGGCGCUGGCGGGCCGCGUGCUGGCCGCGGGCGGGGACCUCGUCAGCAAGCGCCACUCGCGCAGCGACGCGCACUACACGCGCCUCGCGCUCGCCAAGGCCGCCUACGACAGGCUCUUCACCUGGGUCGUGAGCCAGAUCAACAAAGCCAUUGAGGUGCCCCGCGAUACGUACAAGAACACUCUGAUCGGCGUGUUGGACAUAUACGGCUUUGAAAUAUUCGACACGAACAGCUUCGAACAGUUCUGCAUCAACUACUGCAACGAGAAGCUGCAGCAGCUGUUCAUUGAGUUGGUGCUGAAGCAGGAGCAGGAGGAGUACGCGCGCGAGGGGAUACAGUGGACGCCCGUCCAGUACUUCAACAACCGCGUCAUAUGCGAACUCGUGGACGCGCCCCACGCUGGCAUCAUAGCGAUCAUGGACGAGGCCGCGCUCAAUCCCACCAAGAUCUCGGACCAACAGUUGUUAGAAGCCAUGGACAAACGACUCAACGGCCACAAACACUACACGUCCAGACAGCUCGCGCCCACAGACAAAAAACUAAAACAUGGCGUCGACUUCCGUAUCACACACUACGCCGGCGAUGUGACGUACUCGAUCACUGGCUUCAUGGAUAAGAACAAGGACUCGCUGUGGCAGGACCUCAAGAGGUUGCUGCGAUCAUCCACCAACAAAUCACUGGCUGACAUGUGGCCGGAGGGAGCUGACAAUAUACAGAAGACAUCGAAGCGUCCCCCGUCGGCGGCGACGCUGUUCCGCAACUCGAUGUCGUCGCUGGUGUCGGGGCUGCAGAGCAAGGAGCCCUUCUACGUGCGCUGCGUCAAGCCGAACCCCCACCAGGCCCCCAACAUGUGGGACCCCACGCUGGUGGGCCACCAGGUGGCGUACCUGGGCCUGGUGGAGAACGUGCGCGUGCGGCGCGCCGGGUUCGCGAGCCGGCAGCGCUACGACCGCUUCCUGAAGCGCUACAAGAUGCUGAGCCAGUACACGUGGCCCAACUACCGCGGCCGCGGCGCGCGCGACGCCGUGCUCGUGCUGGCGCGCGACCUGCAGCUCGACGGCCUGCACUACGGCCACACCAAGCUGUUCGUCAGAUCGGCGAAGACCCUGCACAGUUUAGAAGCGGCUCGAUCGGAACUGAUCCCGUCUAUAGUGAUCCUCCUGCAGAAGCUGUGGCGCGGCACCCUCGCGCGGAUGCGGUACAGGAAGAUGAAGGCCGCACUCACCAUAUACAACGCAUGGAAACGGUACCGUGCCCGCCGCUACAUAGCGGAGCUGCGCGCGGAGGUGGCGCGCGGGGAGGGCGUGGUGCGCACGUGGCCGCGUUGGCCGGCGCGCUUUGGGGCGGCGGCGGCGCUGCUGCAGGCCGCGUACCGGCGGUGGCGCGCGUACCUGGUGCUGCGGCCGGUGCCGCGCGCGCAGUGGCCGCAGCUCAAGAUGAAGAUCCACGCGGCCAGCGUGCUGCGCGGCCGCCGCCCGCAGUGGGGCGCCGACCGCCACUGGGCGGGCGACUACCUCGCCGACCCCGCCUACAACGCCAAGUGCGGUCAGUGUUCGGUCAUGUUCGCCUCUGUCAGAUCUAUUCGGAACUGAAACGGGAACCUUGCCACAUAUACGGAUAUCAUAAUAAAUAUCUCAAGAUGUAUUUAUAAAACAAUUAUGUUUGAUGUCUUAUAUUUUCACGCGCUUAAAACUUUUAAACGGUUUCAUCGCGUUUGUAUUUAGUUUUAUUGACGUUUCGGACCCUUUACAGAUUCCGUGUUCGCGUAAGACUUAAAUAUGUUUGUUACUUUGCCAUUAUAAUCCGUUAUGCAGUUCAAAAUUGCCUAUAUUUUAUACUAUGUAUAGAUGUGAAAAUAAGUAAUUUAGAAAUAUAUACUGUCUCGUAAUGUAUAUACGUUUCAAAUUGAUAAAAUCUUUCGUUAGAUAUGUUCAGCUAAAAAGACAGCUCAGGCAUAGAAGUCUAAUUAAGAAAAACGCAUUUAAAAUAUAUGCUUAUAUGUGCAGCUCUGUACAAGUCUACGAUGGUGACCCUUCAGAAGACCCAACAGAUCGGCAAGCCCGUGUUCUCGUGUCGCGUUCAUAAAUUCAACAGACACAACAAGUUGGCGGAACGAUGCUUGCUCGUAACAGAGUCGUUUAUAUGCAAACUGGAUGCGAAUACUUUCAAACCACUCAAGAAACCGAUACCCAUUGCCGAGAUCGGCGGCGUGCGCGUGAUGAGCAGCGACGCGCAGCUGGUGGUGGUGAGCGUGCCGGCCGCCAACAACGACCUGGUGCUGGGCCUGCGCCCCCCCCUCCCCCACCACGACCUGUGCGGGGAGCUGCUCGCCGCCCUCACCUACCGCCACCGCGCGUGCGUCUCGCUUCCCCCUCACACCCUCUUACACUGUACACUACAUACACCGCACCCAAACAUUUAUUGGUCGUCUAUGAAUUACCCUUAUUUUUCAUAAAACACUAUGACUUCAUGAUAAUAUCAAUUGUUUUUUUAUUUGCGCAGGUUUUAUAUAGUAACAAUUUAUCUCCCCACAGGUUGAAAGGAGUGGACCUGUUAGUGGAGGUGGAGAGCGGCGCCACGACCCGGUGCACGCUGGGCGGCAAGCGGCGCGCGCUGCAGCUCCCCUCCACCCCCCUCCCCCACCUCCCCCACCUCCCCCACCGAGCCCGCCUUCACGCACGCGAGCAACGUCAUCAUAUACCAUCCGGCCUCCGCGCGUGCGUAACCUACGCUGACAUACUUUUUUAACCGCAAAUUAAAUUUAAAAACAAAAUAGGAAAUAUUAUGGUGUAUAAAUGUAAUAAUAAACAUUCACCUUAAAGACUUAAUUGAGCGAUGAGGACGUUUGG